AUGGUCAAGGAAACGGCAUAUUACGAUGCACUCCAGGUGCCGCCCACGGCGACCGAACUCGAGAUCAAGAAGGCAUACCGCAAGCUGGCCAUCAAGCUGCACCCCGACAAGAACCCCGGCGACGAGACAGCGCACGAGAAGUUCCAGGCUAUCGGCGAGGCCUAUCAAGUCCUCAGUGAUGAGACGCUGCGCAAGAACUACGACCAGUAUGGUAAGGAGGGUGCUAUACCGAGCAGUGGGUUCGAGGACCCCGCCGAGUUCUUCACCAUGAUCUUCGGGGGUGAGGCUUUCAUGGACUGGAUCGGUGAGAUCUCGCUUAUGAAGGAUUUGACCAAGACCAUGGAGAUCUCCAUGCGAGAAAUGGAAGAACAGGAAGCAGCUCAAGCCGAGGCUGCAGCUGCAGCCUCUACGGCUGAGGAUUCCGCUGCUGGCGCCCCGACAGCUGCAGGACCAUCGACUACUGACAAGACGACCGAACCCUCAGGCGCUGCUGAAGCCAAGGCGACCGAGGCUGCCGCUGAAGCUGCAAAUGCCCCCGGAGGAGGUGCUGCCCCUCCCUCAUACGAUGCUCCUCCGCCAGCCUACGUAGAGACACACGCUGAGCCCGCCGCGGCUUCUUCCGGGCCGGCGCAGCCCGUACCUUCUGGAUCUAGCUCGCCACAGUCUGGUCGAGGGAUCCCGAUUCGAGCCGCCAUAAUGGAUAAGUCAGAAGAGGAUGCACGGCUGGAAGCGGCGGGUGUUACAGACGCCGAGAAAGAAUUAAGAGAGAAGCAGAAGAAGAAGGGCGGCCUGACCAAGGAACAGCGCGAAGAAUUGGCAGCGUACGAGCUAGAGCGAAAGCGCAUCCGGGAUGAGCGUGUCCAGACUCUGGCUAAAAAAUUGGUCGACCGCAUUUCUAUAUGGACAGAGACAGACAAAGGUGCUGAUGUGACUGCGGCCUUUAAGGAGAAAACCCAGCUCGAGAUUGAAAACCUUAAGAUGGAGUCCUUCGGCCUCGAAAUCCUUCACUCCAUUGGUGCAACUUACCUGUCCAAAGCAACGUCUUUCAUUAAGUCGCAGAAGUUCCUUGGAAUUUCAGGCUUCUUCUCCCGCGUCAAGGAUAAGGGUACCCUGGUCAAGGAGACAUGGAAUACUAUGUCGGCAGCCAUUGACGCCCAGCUCACCAUGGAGGAAAUGGCCAAGCUGGAAGAGAAGGGCGGCGAAGACUGGACGGACGAGAAGAAGGCCGAGUACGAGAAGAAAGUCACAGGCAAGAUUCUUGCAGCUGCUUGGCGAGGAAGCAAGUUCGAGAUUCAGAGCGUGCUGCGCGAUGUUUGCGAUCAGGUGCUUAACGAUAAGAAAAUUAAGCUGGAGAAGCGCGUCGAGCGAGCACAUGCUCUUGUCAUUAUUGGUGAGAUGUUCUCCAAGGCUGAGCGUGAUCCAGAAGAAGAAGGCGAUUUCAUGGCCUUCGAGCAACUCAUGGCUGAAGCCGCGGCGAAGAAGGAUACCAAGACAGACAAGGAGAAAAAAAAGCACAAGCAUCAUUCGCAUCACCAUGAAAAGGAGAAGGCAUGA
Didymosphaeria variabile is the source of this 1554-nucleotide messenger RNA. It is a transcript of the gene CAJ1, whose product is annotated as DnaJ-like protein. NCBI's taxonomy places the organism in Eukaryota, Fungi, Ascomycota, Dothideomycetes, Pleosporales, Didymosphaeriaceae. The transcript has 2 exons. Gene Ontology annotation, biological process: protein import into peroxisome matrix. Gene Ontology annotation, cellular component: cytosol. The record is from RefSeq and is a predicted model, not a curated record. Bases 1 to 1554 code for a protein of 517 amino acids.